UUGAGGAUGUGGAUGUUGUGCAAUGGCUUUAUCAUUUUCUUCGCUUAUUUAUUGACAGCAUCAUAUGGUAGCGUGAAUUUGAAGACGUUAAAAGGAAAAGAUACGUAUACGGAAGAAUUGCUUAUUAAAAGAUUAAAAAGUGAGCAUCUGUUAGCACAGUUUCGGUUUGUUAUUACGUCGGAUGCUAAAUCAGGUUUCUGGAGGUUAAACGAAUGGGGUGUACAACCUCAACCAUCUUCACCAAGUGGUGCGCAAUUGUAUGCUUGGAUUGAUGGAAAUAAGACAAGCAAAUUAGUUGAUGAACGGUGGUCAAGUUUUGUGAAUUCGAUGAAUGGUAUUUUUUGUACGUCUCUUCUCGAUAUUUUGCCCACUUAUACAGCCGCACCACAGCUCUCAUUUUCGCAGAUGGGUUAUGUGCAUCACAAAGAUUCAUCACAAAUAAGGUACGCUGAUAAACUGAUUGUUUUUUCUCCAUUUGUUCUUGAGUUUCGUUCUUUGCGUCCAUUAUGGCGAUGA
Loa loa (African eye worm) is the source of this 516-nucleotide messenger RNA. RefSeq lists its product as hypothetical. The transcript has 3 exons. The record is from RefSeq and is a predicted model, not a curated record. The coding region runs from base 7 to 516 and encodes 169 amino acids. Lineage: Eukaryota; Metazoa; Nematoda; Chromadorea; Rhabditida; Onchocercidae. Gene Ontology annotation, cellular component: GPI-anchor transamidase complex. Gene Ontology annotation, biological process: attachment of GPI anchor to protein.